This is a messenger RNA of Stylophora pistillata, 2292 nucleotides long. Its product is annotated as monocarboxylate transporter 3. Gene Ontology annotation, molecular function: transmembrane transporter activity. The record is from RefSeq and is a predicted model, not a curated record. Gene Ontology annotation, biological process: transmembrane transport. NCBI's taxonomy places the organism in Eukaryota, Metazoa, Cnidaria, Anthozoa, Scleractinia, Pocilloporidae.
AUGACCAGCUCCCAGUUGGCUACAUAAGAAGGGUUCAUUACCGCGAGAAUCGCUUUCUUACAUUCAUGAAACCGCAGUACACAUUUAUUGAUUCUUCCUCAAGGAUUCUAAACUGGUUUGUUCCAGAAUAAAUCAUGUAAAUUGACUCAGAGCACGCGAUGACGAGAAGAUUAUAUUUUGACUCGAAUCUCAAAACUCGCCACCCGGUAAGACAGUUCUUCUUUCCUUUGUUGGACAGCUGCAGCCGUUCUUAAGUGUCUGUUAAGCUUACGAUGGCUCUCUAAGCAUCAAGCCCAGCCUGAACGGAUAAAACAUAAAAAACGAGGAGACAUCAUCUUUCAUCAUGGACACCGAAGAUGGAGGAAAAUGCAUCAGCUCUAAGCGUCAACAGGAAGAUAGUGUGUGGAGUUGGUUUGUGUGCGGUCUUGGUUUGAUAUCAAGUAUUUUGAUUCUUGGAUUCCUUUUUAGUUUUGGGGUGUUAAAUCCUGUCUUGUUAGAGGACUUUCGACACGGGAAAGCUCGCACAGCAUGGGUGGGAUCCCUGUGCAUGGCAUGUGCGUCGUUCUUUGGACCUUUGGCGGCAAAAUUGUGUGAUCGACUUGGCUGCCGGGCCGUCAGCAUAAGCGGCGCGUUGAUAUGCAUCGUGAGCCUUUUGACCAGCUCCCAAGUGCCCUACAUGUGGAUGUUAUAUUUCACCUUUAGCUGUAUGUAUGGAUUUGGCGCGAGCUGUGUUCACACAGCUUUGUUUUUAGUGGUGUCUGCGUCUUUUGAUAAGGGACGAUCUUUAGCCACAGGGACACUAGUAGCGGGUCACGCUGCAGGCAUCAUGAUCGUGUCUCCUGUUUUACAGGUUUUACUUGAUAGUUUUGGUUGGCGGACUUCAUUUCUUAUAUGGGCCGGUUUGACUUCACCCAUUUGUGUAUUCGGCUUCUUUUUCCAUAAAAACUUGAAGAAAGAGCCUGGGUAUCGAAGAGGGUCCAUAGAACAUCAAGAUGAGAGUUCUUCACAUACAUUUACCAUCUGGAGACAUCCGCCGUUUGUAGUUUACACAGUAUCAACUGUUAUUUUGUAUCUUCGACUUCACAUUCCACAAGUUCAUAUGGCAAGCUUCUGUAGAGAUCUUGGUAUCCAAAGUAAACAUUCUUCGAUGUUAUAUCUCGGAUUUGGACUUGCUUCAGUCAUAGCCAGGCUGGUGGUUGGAAAACUGUGUGACAAGAGAUUUCACGCACAGCAUAUCUUCCAGGUAGCAGGAUUUGUGAUGGGUGUGGCCACACUUCUGUGCCCCGUUAGCUCCAGGAGUUAUGCUCUCCUCAUGCUCUAUUUCGUAACCUUUGGUUUCGCAGAGGGAUCAUCGGCCACGCCCAUCAACUACCUUAUUUUAAACUGUAUACCGGACACUCAGCGUUCCAAGUCCUUUGGUUUCUGGUUGUUUUUCUUAUCUUUUACUAUGGCUAUUGGACCUCCGUUUGCAGGUUUCAUUGCGGAUGAGUUAGGGUCGUACAUACCUGCCUUUUACAUGUCUGGCUCGUUCAUGAUGAGCAGUGCGCUUGUGGUAUUUGUCUUACGUUAUUUCAAAAACCGAGAUGAUCUACCGCUGAAAGAUGACCAAGCGCAAAUAAUGGUAGCGCUCGUGGAAAGGGAGACCGUCCUGUAACCCUCCUGUGUCAGGAAGUCGUGCAGGUUCUGUUUUUCGCGCGCACCGUUCCGAAUCCUCUUCUUCGCGAGGGCUUCGCGCGAGGUAUAUUUUCCCUUGCAAACAUAUUUUCAGCUGCGCAGUAAUAUGUGUGACAUCACCACCAAAUCGAUUAGCCUGUUUCAAAAUCUUGGUUUGUAAAAACGAGUAACCCAGCAAGCGAGCGACCCUGGGCGCGCGGUUGUCAAAAGGAUCCGGCAACUUUUCCCUAUACGUGCACUGCGCGAAAGGAGAGAAACGAGUGAAAGAAAGCAGGGAAAGGAAAACACGACAUCGUCUUCUUCUCUUGCCUUCUCCCUAUCCAUCACAUUUCGCACUCCCACUCCGUCGGUGCUGGUAGCUUCACAUUCAAAACCAACUGAGGGCAAGCCAGCGCCUCCUCGCUUUUUCACUUAACAACCCCUUGGCCUGACCGAGAACCUACAUGGAAGAGGCUGAAAAUGCUCAAAAUAAAGCUUUACUCGAGGCAGCUCCGUUAAGUGCUACACUGAUAAAUAAAAGACUCAAAUACGGCAUUGUUUUUAUUGUUCAUGUCAUGCAGUGUUACGUCUCUAACGCACUUAACCUUUCAUUAAUAAACAAUUGGUACCAACUUACAA